AUGGCAGUCUCCAUAAAACCAUUGCUCAUCUUGUCAAUAAUAGCAUUUUCUUUCACCUAUAUUACGUCAGAGCCACUACCAGAGCUAGAGCCAGAGCCAGAACCUCAACAUUUUUCUUUGGAAAACGUACUUGACCAACUCAAGUCCCAUAUUUCUUUGUUAGAUACUUUAUGUAGUGUUGAGCUUGACUAUUCAGUGACAAUGAUCUUUCUGAUUCUUCACAUUGUUAAAGAGUCGAGGAUUGACGAAAGAGCCCGGGAACUGAGAAGAAAGGAAGAGAAGAUUAGACAGAUGGAGAUGAUUAUUCAUGAGAAAUCUGAAAGAAUCGAAUUGUUACAGAGUGAGACAGAAUCUCUCCAGGUUGACAAACUCAGAAAGCAAGCAGAAUCACAAAGUCAGAAAAAUGAUGCUGUUGAAAUCCGAGCAAAUGUAGCUGAGAAAAAAAUCAAGGAGAUUAGUUCAAAAUUAGAAACUCUUCAAAAGGUUAAUGAUGAACAGAAGAAUAGAAUCCAUGAAACUGAAUAUGCCCGACAAUUAGUGGAGAAAGAAACAAUGAAGCUGAAAUUUGAUCAGAUUCUCAGAGAAUGGCUUCCACAUUGGCUUGCAGUUCAUUUUUCCAAUUUUCAGGUAAAUAAUGUUGUUUCAAGCAUAUCUGGAGUUGAUGUUUUUCUCCAAGAAAACUUCAUGUUUCUCAUUCAUUCGUUUUUCCAUAAGCAGUACUACGUGGUGACUCAUUGGAAUGAACAUGGGAGACAAGCCUGGGACAUGAGAGUCCAGAAGGUGCUAGAAAAGAAAUCUCAAAUUGAUAAGUGGGCAGAGCCCCACUUCGAAGCAAUUUAUAUUAAAUUGAUGCCGAUGUUCAAGGACUGGUGGUUUAACUGUAUAAGCUAUCUUAGGACAUGCAUUCCACCACUAUUUACUAAGUCUCAUGAGCUCUUCCAUACAUUGAAGAAUUCUGCAUUACAUCAUGCUAUCAACAUACAAGAAAUGGUUGAUCCUUACUUGAAGGAAGCACGCAAGUUUACUGAACCAUACAUCAAUCAGCUUGCAACAAUGACAAGACCUCAUCUUGAUAAAGUUCAUGUUGUCUUGAAGCCAUAUACUAGAAGAAUGCUUCGAGCUUAUAAAAUUUUUGCCAGAUCCGCUACCGUUGAAAAAAUGCUUAAGAAGAACGAGCUAACGAGAUCCCUUGCGACUAUAGAGCUAGCGUGGUUUGCGGCCUCUGCAAUACUGACCAUACCUGCUAUCUUUAUGUUUAAACUUUAUUCUGCUAUCUUCAGGUUUGUUAUAAUUUUUAGGAAAAAGGCUAAGAAGCAUCAUCAUAGUUCCCACACUCAUCACCUGCGUCGUGGAGCGAAAAGGAGUCAUGCUGCUAGUUUGCAAGAUUUGCACAUAAUCCAUGUAUUUUUGGAGCAGACUAUUGUCAACAUCAGUAUCUAA
Messenger RNA from Dovyalis caffra, 1440 nucleotides. NCBI's taxonomy places the organism in Eukaryota, Viridiplantae, Streptophyta, Magnoliopsida, Malpighiales, Salicaceae. The record is from the annotation of a GenBank genome assembly.